AUGGCACUUGUACAAAGUCUUAUGCCAGAAGAACAACAACCGCGGAAUUACCCCUUGGCUGGAUACCCCACGAACAUUUGGGGCUAUUCUGUUGACGAACAGGCCGUCACGCCCGCUCCCGCCUCCGCCGCACCCAGCCUUUCUGGAAGCUCCAUGUGGAGCCGCCAGCCAUCUCAGGUCUCGUCGAUGGGUGGCAUACUGCCUGGCGCUGGCUCUGGUCUCGCUUCUCGUUCGGCGAGCGUCGCUUCCAUCAGCUCGGCUCCGGGCUUUUCGGUGUCUCCUUUGACAGCGACGCCCGCCAACAGAGUUUCUAGCCAGAGCAGCACGGCUAGCUCCCCCAAUGCGUCCACAGCAAGUACGGUAGCCGACGACGAUUUGAUUCUGACGGCCAUUGUUGUGAAGAAUAUACCUUUUGCCAUCAAAAAAGAGCAGCUUAUCGAGGUCAUGACCCAGCUCGGCCUGCCCCUUCCGUACGCCUUCAACUACCAUUUCGAUAAUGGUGUAUUUAGAGGGCUUGCUUUUGCCAAUUUCUCGAGCGCCGAGGAAACCGCGGCCGUUAUUUCUAGCCUCAAUGGACGAGAGAUUGGUGGCCGCAAGCUCAGAGUCGAGUACAAGAAAAUGCUUCCUGCUCAAGAACGCGAACGCAUCGAAAGAGAAAAACGGGAGCGUAGAGGCCAGCUCGAAGAGCAGCAUGUGUCGCGUUCAAACUCUCCCGUGGCAGCUGCAGCUUCUUUAACGGGCCAAGGUCAAGAUGUUGUGGCGGCGGCGGCGGCGGCGGCGACGGCGGCCUCACACCGCUCACCCCGUUCUCCUGGCCGGCCAGAUUUCAAUGACCCUGAAACUCUGGAAAUUUACUCCUCGCUGCUGCUGUUCCAGGCGUGCUCGUCCCGUCUUGAGCUAUCGCUCGCCCCUUCACUCAGCCCGGCUCAAACCCGCACAAUCCAGACUCUUUGUGGACAGAUGCAAUUACACUACACAGUCCACGAGACUCUUGGACUGACAAUUUCCAAGCCCGCACUUAGCCGCUUCGACUAUCCUUCCGCGAUUUUCCGUGCCGCAGCUACCAAUGUUAGCCCCGGCUCAGCGGCAGUUCCUCAGCGCACUGCAUCGGCCACUGAUCUGCACACUUGGAAUUCUUCCGCUGGCCCCGGGCUUUCGAGCACGCUUUUCAGUGAAGGACGAUACUCGAAGACCCGGUUUUUUGGUGCCCCCCCUCCAACAACGUGCCCGGAGUGA
Molecule: messenger RNA, 1236 nt
Organism: Wickerhamiella sorbophila
Lineage: Eukaryota; Fungi; Ascomycota; Dipodascomycetes; Dipodascales; Trichomonascaceae
Product: RNA-binding post-transcriptional regulator cip2
Exons: 1
Coding region: 1-1236 (411 amino acids)
Cellular component (GO): nucleus; cytoplasm
Molecular function (GO): mRNA binding
Source: RefSeq, a predicted model, not a curated record